AUGGUGGAGGUAAACUGUACCACUGUGACUAAAUUCAUUCUCUUGGGAUUAUCAGAUGACCCUGAGCUGAGAGUCUUCCUCUUCCUGUUCUUCCUUCUUGUCUAUGGAGUCACAGUCUUCUCCAACCUGGGCAUGGCUGCACUGAUUCAGCUCAGCUCUCAACUGCACACGCCCAUGUUUUUCCUCAGUCAUUUGUCCUCUGUGGAUUUAUGCUACUCCACAGUCAUUGUGCCAAAAAUGCUGGCUAACAUUGUGAGUAAAGACAAAGCCAUUUCUUUCUUAGGAUGUAUGGUGCAAUUGUAUUUAUUCUGUACUUUUGCAAUCACUGAUGUCUUCCUACUGGCUGUGAUAGCCUAUGACCGCUUUGUGGCCAUCUGUAACCCUCUGUUGUACAUAGUCUUUAUGUCCCAGAAGCUCUGUGUGGUGUUGGUAUUUGGCUGCUACCUCUAUGCAUCUCUGUGUGCUCUGAUUCAUUUAUGUUUAGCCCUUGAGAUUUCAUCCUACAAGUUGAAUGUGAUCAACCACUUCUUUUGUGAUCUACCCCCUCUUCUAAGUCUUGCUUGCUCUGAUGUCACUAUCAAUGAGGUGCUGGUGUUCAUUGUGGUCAAUUUCAAUGAGGCUCUUACCAUUGUGAUCAUCCUGACCUCCUACUUGUUUAUUCUUAUCACCAUCCUGAGGAUGCGCUCUGCAGAAGGAAGACACAGAACAUUUUCUACCUGUGCCUCCUACCUCACAGCCAUCACUGUCUUCCAUGGAACAAUCCUUUUUGUUUAUUGCCAGCAUAGUUCUGGCAAUAGUUUGGAUAUUGAUAAAGUGACUACGGUAUUCUACACAGUAGUGAUUCCCAUGUUGAACCCCCUGAUCUACAGCCUGAGAAACAAAGAUGUAAAUGAAGCUCUCAGAAAAGUGGUGGGAUCCAGUAUAAUUUCCUAA
Messenger RNA from Castor canadensis (American beaver), 933 nucleotides. Lineage: Eukaryota; Metazoa; Chordata; Mammalia; Rodentia; Castoridae. The record is from RefSeq and is a predicted model, not a curated record.